Varroa destructor (honeybee mite) is the source of this 2090-nucleotide messenger RNA. RefSeq lists its product as uncharacterized. Gene Ontology annotation, cellular component: membrane. The record is from RefSeq and is a predicted model, not a curated record. Lineage: Eukaryota; Metazoa; Arthropoda; Arachnida; Mesostigmata; Varroidae.
UAUUGCCAACGCAUGCGCAGUAGAGCGCCGGACCCACCUGAUGUUAGAGCUGCUGUGGUCACUAUGUUUUGAUGCCAAUAGUGAGCUGGAAUCGUGACACAUGUUACAUAGACGUUGUAACUCGUGAGCACAGGCUCUGAGAAGCAAGUUCAACCAUAGCCAUAACAGCUACAAGCUAUGAAGACCUAUACUACAUUAAGUGCCGAUACGUAGACUCAGUUCUUUCUAGCCAUAGCGUCGAAAAGGCAACAUAUUUCAACUAUGGCUAAUAAUGGAAGAGACGUUGAAUCGAACGUCAACAGUGACGAUUGGCAGCAUGAAGUAUCGCAAGGCCCAAACUGUGGCUGUAUAUUUCCUUUCCUGCUCAUCGAAGGCAUGGUGCACUUAUCGAUCUACAUCUACAAAUUAGUUGAUGAUUCGCGCACCGUUCUUGAGUACUGGGAGAAACGACAGCGGUAUGCGCUCCUGAUCAGUGCAAGUUGCCUGCUGGCACCCACGCUCAUCUACGCUAUUUACGAAGUGCUUCGCACGGUGUCAUCGGAACAGAGCGACCUACGCAAUGUGCUUACCAAAUUGGUAAAGGGGAUUUUAUUAAUCCCGUGGCAAAUAAAGGGACACUGCGAGAUGCUCGCUUUCUCAGCCGACAAAGUUUGCCAAUAUCGUGAACUCGAACCAAAAGAACAACAGGAACUAUCCAGAAUUAAGCAAGAAACGUUCGUCUUUGAAUUCUUUGAAGACUUUUACUCCGGCUUCAUCCAGCUGCUACUACAAUUACAUUUUGUGAACACCAUGUCGACAAAAAGCAACGACAGCUUCGUGAUUUACUCGGAAAUUAUCGGCUCGACAUUAGCAGUACUAUCUCUCAUCAAGGCUUUGCAACGUCGCGACGACGGCUGCCUUACGAAAACACUGUCAUUUAUUGGAUGGGUAUCUUACUGUGCGUCCCGUGCAUUGGCCUUCGCGCUGCUCUCUUCCGCACUGGGAGGCGCCGUUGUCAUAGGAGUGAUCCUUUCGCAUACGGGAGUGGCGACGGCGUUGGUCUUUAAAAUCAUAAAGGACAGUCAUUGUGAGGAAAGGGAGCGAGCCUUAAAAGAAGGAUGUACCCCCAACUUACCUGCAAAAACGAAUAAUGGUGUUCUCGUUGUGCUCGCGUUUUUUUUGUUUGGCCUGCCGUCGAUAAUGUAUUGGCCUAUGAUGUUCGUGUUUAAAAGAAAAUUAUUUGUAUUUUGCUUUCUGUCCGCGGGAGUCAUCGAGAAUCUACUUUGUACACUGGCAUGGUUCAUCUGGAAAAAUCCUCAGCUUGACCACAAACUCAGCACCAAAUUCGCUUUGGCAGUUAUCGUGCUUACCGCUUUAGGCACAGUAUUCAUUGUGCUAUACACACUUCUCAAACCGGAACUGUCGGACCGGGUUGUUCUUUCGCACAUACUCGAAACGAACUCAAACAGAUACGGCAUAUUUUACGAUUUCUGUAAAGCGGUCCACGUGUUACGUGUAGUUAAAGACAUCGAUUAUCGGAGGGAGCAGUUGCAGAGGCUGCGUCCUGAGCUGAUUUCGACGCAGCAGUAGAUGGCGAAUCAGUGAUCCGAAACCCCCUUUUCAUUGUUCUCACCAUAGGAUGAAGGGCUCAAAGCUAGACGCUUUAUUUUUUCUACGAACAGCGGCCAAGGAUCAAGUGGCUCGAACCACCUAGAUCAACAAACUGAAAGUCCCAAAAUUGGAAUGAAACUUCGGAUCUGAAUGAAAAGAGGUACGUUUGUGCCUGUCGCGUCAGCUGAUCGUCAUCAUGCAGUGAUAUUGGAUUAACUAUUUAUUUGCUGAUUUACCUUUCAAAGGUACUCUACGCGUCGAAGUGAUGUUCCUUCAAUGACGUGAUAGCAUGCUAUGCAUUGCGUCUUAUUAUAUAUUGUGUUUUUUGCUUUGAUUUUUGUCUGAUUUUCUAUCGGUUUAAGUGCUUGUGCGGCACGCAACCGGAACGAAUGUUUGCUUAACUGCUUAUUUGUAAAGGGUGUGCUAUUUGAUUAUGAGAAAAUAAGUCGUUGACCUGCUAUACAAUAAAUGCAAAUAGAUAUAAUUAACCGAUACAUGCA